This is a messenger RNA of Prunus armeniaca (apricot), 246 nucleotides long. The record is from the annotation of a GenBank genome assembly. Lineage: Eukaryota; Viridiplantae; Streptophyta; Magnoliopsida; Rosales; Rosaceae.
AUGAUCCGUAUCGUCCAAAAGGGGAUGAUGAAAUGGAUCUUGCAAGAUACAGCUCUGCUCCAACAAGCUGACAUUGGACCGGCAUCAAACAUAUUCUACGAUAUCUUCGUGGGACAAAAGACGUGGGCUUAUUCUAUUCCAGUGAAUCGACCAAUGCCCCGGAGGAACUACAAUCUCAUGGCGCUCAACGAAACAAACGUUGGUAGCCACAUCUUCAAAUCACUCAGAAAUACUUGCCCUCCAUGA